Molecule: messenger RNA, 477 nt
Organism: Nematocida major
Lineage: Eukaryota; Fungi; Microsporidia
Exons: 1
Coding region: 1-477 (158 amino acids)
Biological process (GO): cytoskeleton organization
Molecular function (GO): actin binding
Source: RefSeq, a predicted model, not a curated record
AUGAAUCAUAGGAUUGUCGAAGUGAAAAAGCUACGGGGAGAAAGCAGGACUGUGAGCGUGGAGGCAGACCAGGUUGUGUACAUUGCUGACACAGUGGAGUCGCAAAUUGCAAUUAGGGGAAAGUGCAUGAAAGUUGUCAUUGUGGACGUGCAAAAGUGUCUUAUUUCUGUGGACGCAGCCACGUGCACGGUUGAGAUAGCGCGUGCAAAAAACUCGCUUCUUUUUGUGGGGAAGUGCCCAAUGACGGUGCUGGAGCAGUGCGUGGAGUGCCGCGUGGGGACGUCCAUGGAGAAGACCGAGCUCAGAAUGCGAAGAAGCACUGCGCUUUCCUUGGUUACCGUGGAGGACGCGCACGGCAAGAGCUUGGAAGAGCUGGACGAAAUAUGCCGGGCGCAGAGCGAGGAGCAGCUUCCUGAGGAGAUACAGGUUCUGCUGGAGAACGGGUCUGUGAAAAGCAACAUAGUCAAGAACAUAUAG